AUGCCCGAGACGGGCGCGCCAGCCCCGGGCUCGCAGGAGGGCGAGCGGCAGAGGCGAGCCCCGGCGGACGCGGAGCCGGCCCCGGCCGGGGUCUUGGACAAGCUUUUCGGGAAGCGGCUGCUCCAGGCCGGGCGCUACAUCAUGUCCCACAAAUCCUGGAUGAAGACGGUGCCCACCGAGAACUGCGACGUGCUGAUGACCUUCGCCGACACGAUGGACGACCACACACUGCUCUGGCUCCUGAACCACAUCCGGCUGGGCAUCCCCGAGCUCAUCAUCCAGAUCCGGCACCACCGGCACACCAAGGCGUACGCCUUCUUCGUCACUGCCACCUACGAGAGCUUGCUGCGUGGGGCGGACGAGAUCGGGCUGCGGAAGCCGGUGAAGGCCGAGUUCGGGGGGGGCACACGCAGCUUCUCCUGCGAGGAGGAUUAUAUCUACGAGAACAUCGAGAACGAACUCUUCUUCUUUACCUCCCAGGAACGGCAGAACAUCAUCAGGUACUGGCUGGAGAACCUGCGAGCCAAGCAUGGGGAAUCACUGCACAACAUCCAGUUCCUGGAGGGACAGCCUGUCAUCCCCGAGUUGGUGGCCCGCGGCGUCAUCCAGCAGGUGUUCCCCGUCCACGAGCAGAGAAUCCUCAACCGGCUCAUGAAGUCCUGGGUGCAGGCAAUCUGCGAGGCCCAGCCCUUGGACGAGAUCUGCGAUUACUUUGGGGUGAAGAUCGCCAUGUACUUCGCCUGGCUCGGCUUCUACACCUCGGCCAUGGUGUAUCCCGCCGUCUUUGGCUCCAUCCUCUACACCUUCACCGAGAACGACCAGACCAGCCGAGAUAUCUGCUGCGUGGUCUUUGCCAUCUUCAACGUCAUCUGGGCCACGCUCUUCCUGGAGGAGUGGAAGCAGCGGGGGGCUGAGUUUGCCUACAAGUGGGGGACCCUGGACACGCCUGCCGAGUCCAUUGAGGAGCCCCGGCCACAGUUCAGGGGCAUCAAGAGGAUCAGCCCGGUGACCAACGUGGAGGAAUUCUACUACCCGCCAUGGAAACGCCUGCUCUUCCAGUGCCUGGUCAGCCUGCCCGUCUGCCUCAUCUGCCUCUCCUUUGUCUUCCUCGUCAUGCUGGGGUGCUUCGAGCUGCAGGAGUUUGUGCUGAGCAUCAAGGAGCUCCCCCGGCUCAUCCGCUUCCUGCCCAAGAUCGCCUUGGCCCUCAUCGUCACAGCCUGCGAUGACGUCUACAGAAAGAUCGCGUACUGGCUGAACGACAUGGAAAACUACCGGCUGCAGAGUGCCUACGAGAAACACCUCAUCAUUAAAAUCGUCCUGUUUCAGUUUGUAAAUUCAUACCUAAGUCUUUUCUACAUCGGUUUCUACCUCAAAGACAUGGAGCGGCUGAAGGAGCUCCUGCUCAUCUUCUCUCUCUCCCAAAGCCUCGUGCGUCAGCUCAGAGACGCUCUCCUUCCCUUCAUCACCCUUCAGCUCCACCUCUUUCUCAUCUCCUUUAAGGGCCUCCUGAGCUUUGGCUGGAGCCUGGCCGUAUCCAAAAUGCUGGCCACGCUGCUCAUCACCCGCCAGUUCCUGCAGAACAUCAAGGAGGUCUCCCAGCCCCACCUCUACCGCAAGAUCCAGCGGGGCGACCUGAGCCUGCAGAACAUCCGCGACGUCUCCCACACCAUCUUCCGCCUGCUCGCCCAGAGAUACACGGCGCCAGAGCAGCCGGCCAGGCCGGGCCCCGAGCCCGAGGGGGCAGGCGAGGGGCCCCAGGGGGAGAAGUGCCUCAACGGGGGUUGUGGCGUCCCCGAGGAGGAGGAGGAGAAGCGGGAGUCGGACUCGGAGGACGAGAGCAUCCUGGACUGCGGGCUCAAGCUGAAGAAGGUGAGCUUCAUCGAGCGGGCCGAGCGCCGGGGCCGGGAGCUGGGUGCCAUGGAGGACGCCAGCUUCCUGGAGGAGGGCAGCCCCACUAUGGUGGAGAAGGGCAUGGACCCCGCUUCCGUCUUUGAGCUAGCCGAGGACGAGGAGGAGAGUGAGGGGCCCUCUGGCAGCCCCCUCCCAGAAGCCAAGGAGCUGGCGGUGACCCUGCGGGCUCGGCGGGGCCGGGUGGCCGAAAGCCAGGAGGAAGAGGAGGAGGAGGAGGGCAGGAAGCGGAACCGGGCUUCCUGGAUUGACCCACCGGAGGAGAACUACUCCCCCCACCUCACCCAGGCCGAGGUGGAGAGCUGCAUGAAGAAGUACGAGGACACGUUCCAGGAUUACCAAGAGAUGUUCAUCCAGUUUGGCUACGUGGUUCUCUUCUCCUCCGCCUUCCCCCUGGCCGCCCUGUGCGCCCUCAUCAACAACAUCAUCGAGAUCCGCAGCGACGCCUUCAAGUUGUGCACCGGCCUGCAGCGCCCCUUCGGCCAGCGGGUGGAGAGCAUCGGGCAGUGGCAGAAAGUGAUGGAGGCCAUGGGCGUCCUGGCCAUCGUGGUGAACUGCUACCUGAUCGGUCAGUGCGGGCAGCUGCAGCGGCUCUUCCCGUGGCUCAGUCCGGAGGGAGCCAUCAUCUCCGUGGUGGUGCUGGAGCACUUUGCCCUGCUCCUGAAGUACCUCAUCCAGGUGGCCAUCCCUGACAUCCCGGCCUGGGUGGCGGAGGAGAUGGCGAAGCUGGAGUAUCAGCGCAGGGAGGCCUUCAAGAAACACGAGCGGCAGGCACAGCACCACUACCAGCAGCAGCAGCGGCGCAAGCGGGAGGAGGAGGAGCGGCAGCGGCAAGCCGAGUACCACGCCCGCAAGGAGCGCGAGACCAGCCGGGACGAGGGGAAGCCCGAGGCAGCCGGGCAGGACGCCGGCCACGAGAAGAGCCAGGCCAAAAUUAAAGGGGCCGGCGGCUUGUCCCACAGCUCUGAGAAGCCCAAGAGGCCCAGCUCCCUGCUGGCCACCAACAAUGUCAUGAAACUGAAGCAGAUCAUCCCACUGCAGAGCAAGUUCCUGUCGGGGGGUGGCGCCGGGGCAGCCAGCACCACCACGGCCCAGUCCCCGACCGGCAGCGAAAACAAACUGCCCGGCUUCCUGAGCUUCAAGUUCCUGAAGUCGCCGGAGACUAAGAGGGACGGGGGCACCGAGAAGGUCCAGUCGCCCACCAAACCGUUCAACCCGGGCAAACUGUUCAACUUCGGCAAGUCCGAGGGGGCUGGGGGAGCCGGGGCCAGUGGCAACGGCGCCCCCCCGCCGCAGCGGCCCGGCCCAUCCUUGGAGGGUGGCGAGAAGCAGCCGCCCAGCAAAGCCCACCUCAAUGGGCUGGUGGAUGAGGGUGGCGUGGAGGAGGGUGAGCUCAGAGCCGAGGAGGAGAGCACAGGCCAUAAACUCUAA
Molecule: messenger RNA, 3339 nt
Organism: Emys orbicularis (European pond turtle)
Lineage: Eukaryota; Metazoa; Chordata; Testudines; Emydidae
Gene: ANO8
Product: anoctamin 8
Exons: 18
Coding region: 1-3339 (1112 amino acids)
Source: RefSeq, a predicted model, not a curated record